Phlebotomus papatasi is the source of this 800-nucleotide messenger RNA. RefSeq names its product signal peptidase complex subunit 2 (gene Spase25). Gene Ontology annotation, biological process: protein targeting to ER. Bases 138 to 716 code for a protein of 192 amino acids. Lineage: Eukaryota; Metazoa; Arthropoda; Insecta; Diptera; Psychodidae. The record is from RefSeq and is a predicted model, not a curated record. Gene Ontology annotation, cellular component: membrane; signal peptidase complex. The transcript has 3 exons.
CACUACUGCGCCUACUGCGCCAUCUAGCAGAAAUAUCCAUUGAUUAUUGACAGCCAUUUUUCUGAGAGAAUUGCAUUCCGGUAAAUUUUUCAAUAAAUAUUCUUAGGUGAUUUUAUUAAUUAAAUACGAUAAAAGGUAUGUCGAAAACUGUAAAAAAGAGUGAAAAGGUGCAGAAGGAAGAGGAGGUUGUUAAAAUUAACAAAUGGGAUGGAUCAGCAGUGAAACAUGCCAUUGAUGACUCUGUAAAGACUGCUCUGCUGGAAAAAAAUUGCGAGGAGCACUUUGGGUUAGUUGAUGGACGAUUAUUUAUAUGCAGUUUGGCUGUUAUUAUUGCUCUGGUAGCUCUCGGAUGGGAUCAUCAAUAUCCAUUUCCUCAGUCCAAACCCGUAUUAAUCGUCUGCGUGGCAUCAUACUUUGUUCUAAUGGGUAUCCUCACGCUUUACACGACUUUCUAUGAGAAAGGAAUCUUUGCCGUGGCUACCCAGAAGGAUGGCAAGAACACAAAAGUGUGGCAAGCAAGUUCAGAAAUGAAGAAAUACGAUGACAAAUACUGCCUGAGUCUCACAGUAAAAGAUUCCCGUGGUAUCCGGGAAGCUUCCAUUGUCAAAUCUUGCGCUAACUACAUUGAUUCCAAUGGUGUGGUACUUAAUGAUCUGGUUGCCAAUGAGCUGGGUCGCCUUUACAACUCUCUUAAUGCUGAAAAGAAGGAAAAAUAGACAUCAAAAGGUAUUAUAUUGAAUUCUUUUUUUCCCCUUUCUCAAAUAAGACACAAAUAAAAACCUCCAUCACCAAGAGAAAAA